UCAAACAUGGCGGGGCGGGGUGGUGACGUCACACACACGUGGCUCCUCCCACUCCCACCGCCGCGCCACCACAACAUGGGGACAUUUCUCGCCGAUUCCCCGCUAUGCCGCCUCUGUGCCACCGAGAGCGAGGGCGGCACCUUCACCAUCUUCGACGACAGCGAGGAGAAGGCGUCCCUGGCCAUCCUGAUCAACAAAUAUCUGCCCAUAAAGGUGGUAGAUGAUGGCCGGCUGCCUGUGUGCAUCUGUGAGCGCUGCCAUGUGGGUGUUGCAGCCACAGUGGACCUCAUUGACCGCAUGGUGGAAGGCCAGCACCGCCUCCGCUCCCUCCUGCAGCCGCUGGACAAGGCUCCCAUUGCACCACAGAAUGUCCUCAUCAACCUGCAGGGAGACUCACCAGACAUACCCAUGGAUGACCUGACCAAGGGUGCCAGUGUGUCCAAGGUGUUCAGUGAGGUGCACCCGAUGAGCCAGGCAGUAGAGGGACAGCCACCUAAGAGACGGCGGGGACGGCCUCGGAGGGGAGAGGGUCCACCCAAGCCAGCUGUCAAGAUGGAGGAGGAGGAGGAGCAGCUGGAGGAGGACAAGAGAGGCCCACGGAGGUCAGGGAGGAAGGCCAGUCUACCAUCCAGGUACCGGGACUCCAUUGCCGGCCGGGACCUCGAGAAGCUGAUGAAUGACUCUGGCGUGAAGGAGGAGGCGCUGGAUGAGGCAGACGACACCACCGACACUGACUACCGCCACCAGGGGGUUGUUGCGGCUCCCCCUGGAGUGCUGGCGGUGGAGGCAGCGGCGAUGAUGAUGGGCGAGAGGGAGACUGUUGCUGUUGCUAAUAAUCCCAUUGCUGAUGAAGGGGCAAGCAUCAUCAUUGCCGACUCUUCUGGGCCGCCCUCGGAUCUCCCCGUCUCUGUCAACAUUGAAGUGAAUUUCCAGGAAGAUGGAAACAUUACCCUACGGGGGAUGGAGGAACUGGAGGAGAGCAAGGAAAAGCCUUCUUCCUCCAUCAGCUCAGUUCAGAUCACAACAGUCGGGGAGGCAGUGAGUGUGCCACCCAAGACGUCCUUCAGUGAACCCACUCUGUUCCGCAAGAAGCGUGGCGCCAAGAAGAAGGCAAAGUGGCUGUGUGACCUGUGUGGCAAAGGCUUCCUGCACAAAGGCCGCUACCUCCUGCACAACCGCCUCCACAAGCAGGUCAUCCUCCAGUGUGACACCUGCAAGGACCGCUUCUCCACCCGUGAGGACAUCAACAUCCACCAGCACAACACACAGCACACGGGACUUGGCAUCAUUGAGGUGGAGAAGGAAGACAGCAAAGUGGAAUUCAAGUGUCCGCACUGCCCCACCCGAACCUUUGUGACGCAGGAUGGCUAUAAUAACCACGUGUCCAGCAUGCACGAGGGAGUGAAGCCAUACGCCUGUGCCACCUGUGGGAAGCGCUUUGCCUACCAGCACAGCCUGCGCAACCACUACGCCCUGCACGAGCCGCCCAAGGAGGAGCGUGAGUAUCCAUGCCCGACCUGCGGCAAAGUGUUCACGCACCCCAGCUCCCUCAUCUACCACCGAGAUUCCUCGCACAACAACGGGCGUGUGUUUGUGUGCCACCUGUGCAACUCGACCUUCAAGCACAAGCAGUUACUCCAGAGGCAUUACAGUGUCCAUUCUGAGGAGAGACCCUAUGUGUGUGAGGUCUGCAACACUGCCUUCAAGACACGAGGCAACUUGUAUAACCACAUGAACACUCACACGGGCCUCAAGAAGUUCACCUGUGAGAUCUGCGGCAAACAGUUCAACCACCUUACCUCCCUCACCCUCCAUGUGCGCUCCCACACCGGUGAAAAGCCAUUUAGCUGCAACUACUGUGGGAAGAGAUUCACCCAAAAUGGCAACCUUCAAGAACACAUUCGCAUCCACACGGGAGAGAAGCCCUACUGCUGUGAGACCUGUGGGAAGAAGUUCACCACCUCCUCCCAGUUCAAGCUGCACAUGCGUAGGCACACCGGGGAGAAGCCGUUCAGCUGCACCGUCUGCAACAAGUCCUUCCUGAACCGGGAGGCGUGGCGGGCUCACCUCAGGAAACACAACGGAGAGAAGCCCUAUGUGUGUAAUGUGUGCACCAAGAGCUUUAGUGAACUGUACACACUCAAGAAGCACGUCCGUAUGCACACUGGAGAGAAACCGUACAUGUGCAACAUCUGUGGUAAAGCUUUCAGCGAUGCCUCAAACCUUCACAAGCACCGCCGCAGCCACCGGGAGGACGAGACUUGGCUCUUGCAACCCACGGGCACCUUUGAGACCACUCAGGGCGACCAACGCAUUAUUUACAUCCUCUCAGACAAGGAUGACAACGAUGCACUGCGAGCCCUGCAAGCUGUGGAGGCUGAGAUCACCGAGGACUCCCAGCACCAGUCUCACCACCUUGACAACCUCCCGGAAGGCACCACACAGAUGCUGCAGCUCAACACAGAAGGCUUCACCCUUGGCCCAUACAACCAACCCUCCACCGUCACCUCUGCCACAGCCUCUGUCUCCUCCUCCUCUACGUCUUCUUCCGCCCCCUCCUCCUCAGCUGUCAUGCUGCAGGAGGGGUCCACUAAUUCAGCUGACAGACAGAUGCAGAUCUUCACCAACGAGGAGGGGCAGUCAGUCAUCCCUGUCAUCAACUCCUCUGGGGAGACGAUAGGGGAGGUGCAGGGUCACUUCCUUGCUGGGCAUCCAGACAACAACACACUUGGCUCCAUCACGUCUGGGGGAAACACACUUGAGAUAACACUGAAAGACGGGCAGCCUCUCAGCCUUGUCAUACCGGAUGGUGAGGACCCCACACUCUACGUACAGAGGGCGCUGGAGUCUGCCGUCAUGACCCAGCAGCACUCACAGCACCAGGGCACCUCACGCACAUCACAGACUGGGACUAGAUCGUCUGUGGCAAGUGUGUCAGGUGCUUUAGCUAUGUCAUCUGUGCCCUCUGGAUCACAGCACUCGACAUAAUUGUUUCCAUGUGUGUGUGUGUGUGUGUGUGUGUGUGUGUGUGUGUGUGUGUGUGUGUGUGUGUGUGUGUGUGUGUGUGCGUGCAUGUGUGCAAUAACCUAGUGAAUUUCACAUCCAAAAAUCAACUUAAAAUUAAUAUAGAGACUAAUAUUCUCCUUUAUAUUCAGAGAUUAUUUAUGGCUACAAAAGUGGAAGAGAUUUCUAAGUCAUCCAAACAUGUAAUGGGAAAUAAGGAAGCGAUGAUAAACCGUUUCUCUGUAAUAACUCCACAAAAAGCGAGGUAAUUGGUAUGUGAUAAGUGGAGGGAGUCAUUUUAAAAGCGCUUUUCUUUCUUUUUGUGGAAAGCAUUCUGUGCAUCACAGCAUCAGUUCAUUGGGCAGCUGUACACACUUCCUCCCCACACAAGACCUCUAAUGCCUCCAGGAUUCUCAAAGGCAGCCCUGUCUAGAGAGGAAGUUGCUGGAUGACAAUGAACCAAGAUGAAUAUUACUAAAGUUCCUCCUCUUUUGUAAUGCAGACUUAGGAAAAUGUAGGUAACUUAGGUAACUUCAAGCCAGUCAUGUUAUAGUAACAAAGGAGUUGGAAUGAGCUACCUUGGAGUAUAACCAAAUGUAUCUAAAUAGUAGUUAGUUCCUUUGGUUUCAUAAUACUAUGGAGUGCAUCUUUAACAAUAUAAAAGCCAUAUAUAUAUAUAUAUAUAUAUAUAUAUAUAUAUAUAUAUAUAUAUAUAUAUAUAUAUAUAUAUAUAUAUAUAUAUAUAUAUAUAUAGAGUUAAGUAGAAGGAGAAUCGAUUCUGUGAGAAUUAGCAAAGUUCUUUAGUUUUAUAAUGUUAAGAUGAAGUGACUCAUAAAAACAAGAAAUAUAUGGGUAAGAGAAAAAAGUUUGCUGAACUUUAAAAGGAAAGUAGGUGAUUUUAAAUAAGGAUAAUUUCUUUGACUUCAAGUUAGGUUGGAGUGUACAUAGUGCUUCAGUGUGGCAAUAUAAUCAUGAAAAACACGCUGGGUGGUGACAGUAAACAUUACCAAGAGGAACAUGAGAGAUUUUAAUGAAUUAAAACAAAUGAACAUCAAAUCUCUCUAAUAUUCACAUUUACAAGCGUGUUCUAGUGAGGCUGGACACAUUACCACAUCCUUACAUAAUUACCAAAUGCUCACAUAUUUUUCCCAUAAGCAUAAAAUGUCUAAAUGAGAUUUGAAUUUAUUAGGUGGAACAUCAAAUCUCCUAGCAUCAACAACUAAAAGAUGUGAGGAUGGAAAUAUAAUGAAAAUCCUCACACCAUGUUUAUCUCAUUGUCUCUCUAUGGCGAGAAAGUAAACAUUCAGCAAAUAACAGAUCUGAAAUAAAGGGAUAAAUAUUUCCAUCACAGUGACCUCCUCAGUUCAUUCUUUUGUUGCUUAUUCAGAAUUAUGUAAAAAUUCUAGAGUAUAGAGAUUUCAAUGAAUUAAACGGGAAGAACAUUGUCUUAUUUUUCAAACUCAUGAAAGUGUUCUAGUGAGGCUGGGAUUUUUCACACUCAUGAAAGUGUUCUAGUGAGGCUGGGAGUAACAAAACCCUCACGUUCAUCUCUAAGGUGUAGGUGCGCAAUUAUUCCUGAAGUGUACAUGACCAAACUGUGGCCUUGUCUUCAUUAUUUGCAUUAAUAUUCUCAAACAUUUCAAGAGAGAGAGAGAGAGAGAAUGCACAAAUUAAUAUUUCCUUCAUAUCAUUAAAAGGGAAAAACAACACAUUGAUAUUUUAGUUGAUAUUUGGGAAGAAAGUGAUGGAAAUUAAUUUCAUCUCCACACAUUCAUAUUAUUAUUAUUAUUAUUAUUAUUAUUAUUAUUAUUAUUAUUAUUAUUAUUAUUUUAUUAUUUAUUUAUUUAUUUAUUUUUUAUUUUUAUUUUUUUGAUCUGUGGAUGUUAUGCUGUUUGGGUAUUUGUUUCUCUUCAAUACAGUCAGCUGUUAUCAAAACAGACUUUCAUUACUGAACGCUACAAUAUUUGGCAGGGGCAUACAUAGCCCCUGCCAGGACCUAAAAAAAAAAAAAAAAAAAAAAAUUUUUCUGCCAUGUUCCCAGUUUGCUGAAGAUGAGGUGCAACACUGGCAACACGAGUCAUUUAUUGCGAUUGUUAACGCGAUCACAAUAUACCCACAUUAAUUACUAACUUUUUUUUUUUUUUUUUUUUUUUUUUUUGCUGAAAAUACCAAAACACCCAAUAACUAUAUUUUUCCUCUUGCUCAGGGAAAGACGACAAAAUUUAGUGCUACCAAGUACAUAAUCAAAGACGUUUAGCCAUCCAUACACUAAAUGAUCAAAUCCAUUACAUUAAUGUAUUGUAAUUUAUCCCAUUUUUCGUCACUGAUGGAAAAUAAUAUGAAGUAGUUAAGCACUUUAAUUUGUAUUUAUUUUUCUUACACUAGAUAAACAGUAAAGUACAAACAUCUGGCAACACAAGCUAAAUUUUUUCUUGCCUCUCUUUAAUAUCGUUCCUCCCUACUACUACGACUACGACUACUACUACCACUAACCCUGGCAUGGAACAACACAGAAAACCUCCUCACAGCUUACCACGCCACACGUAGCCUAAAGCCCGUAACUUUCUUCCUCUUACGGCUCACUCCUUCCUUCCCCCCCCCCUGUUCACCUUUUCUCACAAUUUCAUCCUUUCAGCCUUUCCCCGCUUUCUGUCAUGUAACCACAAGCGAAAUAAUGAAACUAGGGAUAUUCUGAGCUAACAAAAACACUUAUAAUUAUUGGCGUUGAGGGAAAUGAGCGAAAUCAGAUUACACUCACUGUCCGCCCCGUCCUGGCCCGUGCUGGUGAAGAGAAUGUUCUAUGAAACCUCGCGCGCUUCGUUACUAUUGGUUCACUCGUUUGAAGCUUCGAAGGACUGGAAUGAAAUCGCGUUGCAUCGUUAUUUUGUUAUAAUGUAGAACCGACUUAAAACGCGUAUUUAUUUCAAUAUAUCGCUGUGGCAUGUAAAAGACGUCCGCAAAGGGAGAAGGGGGAGGUGCAUGGCCCAGGCUGAGGGAUUAAUGGUAAGAAUCUCCUGUAACUGGGCUACAACCUUGAUGCUCCAGGAAGAUAAGUAUCACACCUCAAGUAAUUACCCUUGAUCUAAGGAUUUGUGUAGACACGCUAUUUAUAUAUUUCAUUCUAUUUAUUUAUUUUCUAUGUCCGUAUAUGUUUUGCUCUCUCAUCACGCCUCGGAGAUGACUUGUUUCGUUCUCGUGGGUGUUUCUGCUCACUGAAGAUGCAGACUGCUUGUUAAACUAUCAAUACAAACUACUACUAUCAUAAAAUAAAGAAAAAAAAAAACAUUCUUGAAAGACUUCCGACCACUUCUACUACAGCUUGCUGAAAAGUAAUUACAUCAAGAUUCUGAAACGUAAAAAAACACAAACUUUAAAUCUUACGGAAGUUAAUCACAACAAUAAUUCCAUCCAAUAUGAAAAAAAAAAAAAAAAAAAAAUUAGAAUCAUACCUUUAUGAAUUAAAAUGAAACCAAAUUCUGUAGGUUAAGGCAGAAGACAAACCAGCUAUCAACAAUGAACUCAACUUUAUUCAAAACACUACAAUUGACUACGGACACAGAGGGAGAGGGAGGGGAAGGGGGGAAGGGAGGGAUCCUUUGGAGGGAAGGAGGGAAGGAGGGAAAAGCUAUCAACAUGGCACUAGAGAAGGGAAAUAUCACAAAGAACAAGGGGAGAGGGAAGAGGGAGAGAGGAGAGAUAGGUAUGGUUAUCUUUUAUCUCUAUCUCUCUAUCCAUGUGACUCUCUCUCCCUCCCUUCCCCGCAUUAAGAGAAUCACCGCCAUUUUGUCACAUCCUUACUUAAGACAGCACGAAGAGAGCACUGAUUGGCUGGGAAGUUUAAAUAUCAGCCAAUCAGCUUCUUGCUCCUCUUCCAGGCGAGCUAAUGGACGAUAAAAUGACGUCUUUUUAGCUUUUUUUUUUCAAGAAUAUUCCGCAUUUUGACUUAUUUUGAAAAGCCUAAAGGAAAGAAAAUCGUACAUCAUUUCUAGUAUGUGCUAUUAAUUUUUCACCUUAAAACACACAUAAUCUAAAAAUUUACUUAUUCAUUAAUGGUUGUUGAACGAUGAUAAAAAGUAGUACGUACGUUUGUUAGUAUUAUAGUAUGUUGUAUUUUUUUUUAAGGCGAAUAUUUUUGAUGCUUUAGUGAUCCCGUUAAGACGCUUCCAAGGCGAUGACAGUGUUAUGGUAAUUAUAAUACUAUGCACGGCUAUUGAUAAUAUUAUGUUACUCAGACGGACAGAUAGAUUGGGUAGGCAAGUAGACGGGAAGACUGAUAGAUAGAUAGGUAGGUUGACUGCUUGAUAGAUAGAUUUACUGGUUGAUAGAUAGAUAGAUAGAUAGAUAGAUAGAGAGAGAGAGACAGAGAGAGAGAGAGAGAGAGAGAGAGAGAGAGAGAGAGAGAGAGAGAGAGAGAGAGAGAGAGAGAGAGAGAG
Molecule: messenger RNA, 7436 nt
Organism: Scylla paramamosain (green mud crab)
Lineage: Eukaryota; Metazoa; Arthropoda; Malacostraca; Decapoda; Portunidae
Product: zinc finger protein 184-like
Exons: 19
Coding region: 7-2988 (993 amino acids)
Biological process (GO): regulation of transcription by RNA polymerase II
Cellular component (GO): nucleus
Molecular function (GO): zinc ion binding; RNA polymerase II cis-regulatory region sequence-specific DNA binding; DNA-binding transcription factor activity, RNA polymerase II-specific
Source: RefSeq, a predicted model, not a curated record